Messenger RNA from Acanthosepion pharaonis, 27294 nucleotides. The record is from the annotation of a GenBank genome assembly. NCBI's taxonomy places the organism in Eukaryota, Metazoa, Mollusca, Cephalopoda, Sepiida, Sepiidae.
AUGUCUAUAUCAACUUUCCGUCGCCAUUCAGCAUUCGUUUCAAACGUGAGGCUAUUUUACUCCCGUGUCUAUAACAACUUUCCGUCGCCAUUUCAGCAUUCUUUUCAAAACGUGAGGAUAUUUUUACUCCCGUGUCUAUAUCACCUUUCCGUUGCCAUUUCAGCAUUCGUUUCAAACAUUUUUAUCUAUUUCACCUAUAGCAGCAUCUAUUUUAGUCCCGUGUCUAUAUCACCUCUCCGUCGCCAUUUCAGCAUCUAUUUCAAAUACAAGGCUGUUUUACUCCCGUCUAUAUCACCUUCCAUUGCCAUUUCAGCAUCUAUUUCAAGUACAAGGCUAUUUUUACUCCGUGUCUAUAUCAACUUUCGUCGCCAUUUCAGCAUUCGUUUCAAACGUGAGGCUAUUUUACUCCCGUGUCUAUAUCAACUUUCCGUCGCCAUUUCAGCAUCUAUUUCAAACAAGGCUAUUUUUAUCCCGUGUCUAUAUCACCUUUCCGUCGCCAUUUCAGCAUUCUAUUUCAAACGUGAGGCUAUUUUGCUCCCGUGUCUAUAUCAAUCCUCCAUCGCCAUUUCAGCAUCUAUUUCAAACGUGAGGCUAUUUUACUCCCGUGUCUAUAUCAACUUUCCAUCGCCAUUGCAGCAUCUAUUUUCAAACGUCAGGCUAUUUUGGUCCAAGUUCUAUAUCAACUUUCCGUCGCCAUUUCAGCAUCUAUUUCAAACCAUCUAUUUCAAACGUGAGGCUAUUUUACUCCCGUGUCUAUCAAUCUUUCCGUUGCCAUUUCAGCAUCUAUUUCAAACGAGGCUAUUUUUACUCCCGUGUCUAUAUCAACAUUCCAUCGCCAUUUCAGCAUCUAUUUCAAGGCGUGAGGCUAUUUUACUCCCGAGUCUGUCAACUUUCCGUCGCCAUUUCAGCAUCUAUUUCAAACCAUUCUAUUUCAAACGUGAGGCUAUUUUACUCCCGUGUCUAUCACCUCUCAUCGCCAUUUCAGCAUUCGUUUUCAAACGUGAGGCUAUUUUUACUCCCGUGUCUAUAUCACCUUUCCGUCGCCAUUUUCAGCAUUCGUUUCAAACGUACAAGGCUAUUUUACUCCCGUGUCUAUAUCAAAUUUCCAUCGCCAUUUCAGCAUUCGUUUUCAAACGCAAGGCUAUUUUACUCCCGUGUCUAUAUCACCUUUCCAUUGCCAUUGCAGCAUCUAUUUUAAGUACAAGGCCAUUUUUUUACUCCCGUGUCUAUAUCACCCUCCAUCGCCAUUGCAGCAUCUUAUUUCAAGUACAAGGCGUUUUUAUCCCUGUGUCUAUAUCACCCUUUCGCCAUUCAGCAUCUAUUUCAAACGUGAGGCUAUUUGCUCCCGUGUCUAUAUCACCUCCAUCGCCAUUGCAGCAUCUAUUUCAAGUACAAGGCUAUUUUACUCCGUGUCUAUAUCACCUUUCCAUCGCCAUUGCAGCAUUUUACCCCGUCAAACGCUCCAUCGCCAUUAUAUUUUCCCCGUGUCUAUAUCCUCUCCAUCGCCAUUUCAGCAUCUAUUUCAAACGUGAGGCUAUUUUACUCCCGUGUCUAUAUCACCUCUCCAUCGCCAUUUUGCAUCUAUUUCAUGUGUCUAUAUCACCUCCAUCGCCAUUGCAGCAUCUAUUAUUUCAAAUACAAGGCUAUUUUUUAAUCCCCAGACUAUAUCAUUUCAGCAUCUAUUUCAAGUACAAGGCUAUUUUCCUGAUAGCAACCGUGUCUAUCAACUCUCCAUCCAUUUCAGCAUUCGUUUCAAACGUGAGGCUAUUUUACUCCGUGUCUAUCAACUCUCCAUCGCCAUUGCAGCAUCUUUUUCAACCAUCUAUUUCAAGUACAAAGGCUAUUUUACUCCCGUGUCUAUAUCAUCUCUCCAUCGCCAUUGCAGCAUCUAUUUCAAACGUGAGGCUAUUUUGCUCCCGUAAUCUAUAUCACCUUCCCAUCGCCAUUGCAGCAUUCGUUUCAAACGUGGGCUAUUUUGCUCCCGUGUCUAUAUCACCUCUCCAUCGCCAUUGCAGCAUCUAUUUCAAACCAUCUAUUUCAAACGUGAGGCUAUUUUACUCCCGUGUCUAUAUCACCUCCACCGCCAUUGAAGCAUCUGUUUCCAAACGUGAGGCUAUUUUACUCCCGUGUCUUUAUCAAUCCUCUCCAUCGCCAUUGCAGCAUUCGCCAUUUCAAGCAUUCCAAACCAUCUAUUUUAAACGUGAGGCUAUUUUUACUCCCCGUGUCUAUAUCAACUAUCCGUCGCCAUUGCAGCAUCUUUUUCAAACGUGUGAGGCUAUUUUACUCCCGUGUCUAUAUCAACUCUCCGUCGCCAUUUCAGCAUCUAUUUCAACAUUCCUUUCAAACGAGGUUAUUUUCACCGUCUCCGUCGCCAUAGCAGCAUCUAUUUCAAACGUGAGAUCUAUUUUAAUCCUGUGUCUAUAUUACCUCUCAAUCGCCAUUGCAGCAUCUAUUUCAAUAUCACCACCUUCCAUCGCCAUUUCAGCAUCUAUUUCAAACGUAAAGGCUAUUUUACUCCCUGUGUCUAUAUCACCUCUCCAUCGCCAUUUCAGUAUCUAUUUGCAAACCAUUCGUUUCAAACGUGAUGCUAUUUUACUCCCCGUGUCUAUAUCAACUUUCCGUCGCCAUUUCAGCAUCUAUUUCAAACGUGAGGUUAUUUACUCCCGUGUCUAUAUCAAUUUUCGUCGCCAUUUCAGCAUUCGUUUCAAACGUGAUGCUUUUUACUCCCGUUCAUAUCGUUUCGUCGCCAUUUCUGCAUUCGUUUCAAACCAUAUUUCAAACGUGAGGCUAUUUUACUCCCGUGUCUAUCAACUUUCCGUUGCCAUUUCAGCAUUCGUUUCAAACGUGAGGCUAUUUUACUCCCGUAUCUAUAUCAACUUUCCGUCGCCAUUUCAGCAUUCGUUUUUUCAAACGGGAGGCUAUUUUACUCCGUGUCUAUAUCAAAUUUCCGUUGCCAUUACAGCAUUCGUUUCAAACGUGAGGCUAUUUUUACUCCCCGUGUCUAUAUCAACUUUCCGUUGCCAUUUCAGCAUUCGUUUCAAACGUGAGGCUAUUUUACUCCCCGUCUAUAUCAAAUUUUCCGUCGCCAUUACAGCAUUCGUUUCAAACGUGAGGCUAUUUUACUCCCGUGUCCAUAUCAACUUUCCGUCGCCAUUUCAGCAUUCGUUUCAAACCAUUCGUUUCAAACGUGAUGCUAUUUUACUCCCGUGUCUAUAUCAACUUUCCGUUGCCAUUUCAGCAUUCCUUUCAAACGUGAGGCUAUUUUACUCCCGUGUUCAUAUCCGUCUCCAUUUCGGCAUUCGUUUCAAACGGGAUCUGUUUACUCCGUCGCCAUUUCCGUUUGCCAUUUCAGCAUUCAUUUCAAACGUGAGGCUAUUUUACUCCCGUGUCUAUAUCAACUUUUCCUGUCGCCAUUUCAGCAUUCGUUUCAAACGAGGCUAUUUUACUCCCGUGUCUAUAUCGUUUCCGUUGCCAUAUUCGUUUCCAAACGUGAGGCUUUUUACUCCGUUGCCAUUUCGUUGCCAUUUCAGCAUUCGAUUCAAACGUGAGGCUAUUUUGCUCCCGUCCCGUGUCAAUAUUUCAAACGUGAGGCUGUCCCGUGUCUAUCAACUUUCCGUUGCCUUUUCAGCAUUCGUUUCAAACGAGGCUAUUUUGCUCCCGUGUCUAUAUCAACUUUCCGUCGCCAUUUCAUCAUUCUGUUUCAAACGUGAGGCUAUUUUACUCCCCGUGUCUAUAUCAACUUUCCGUCGCCAUUUCAGCAUUCGUUUUUCAAACCAUUCGUUCAAACGUGAGGCUAUUUUACUCCGUGUUUCAAACGUUCGAGGUCUAUUUUUACUCCCGUGUCUAUAUCAACUUUCUCGCCAUUUCAACAUUCGUUUUUUCAAACGUGAGGCAAUUUUGUCGCCAUUCCGUCGUUUCAAACGUCUAUAUCCCGUGUCUAUCCUUCCGUUGCCAUUUCAGCAUUCGUUUCAAACCAUUCGUUUCAAACGUGAGGCAAUUUUACUCCCGUGUCUAUAUCAACUUUCCGUCGCCAUUCGCAAACGUGAGGCCAUUUUACUCCCGUGUCUAGCAUCAACUCUUCCGUUGCCAUUUCAGCAUUCGUUUUCAAACCAUUCGUUUUUCAAACGUGAGGCUAUUUUACUCCCGUGUCUAUAUCAACUUUCCGUCGCCAUUUCAGCAUUCAUUUUCAAACGUGAGCUAUUUUACUCCCGUGUCUAUCAACUUUCCGUCGCCAUUUCAGCAUUCGUUUCAAACGUGAGGCUAUUUUUACUCCCGUGUCUAUAUCAACUUUCCGUCGCCAUUUCAGCAUUCGUUUCAAACGUGAGGCUAUUUUACUCCCGUGUCUAUAUCAACUUUCCCGUUGCCAUUUCAGCAUUCGUUUCAAACGUGAGCUAUUUUACUCCCGUGUCUAUAUCAACUUUCCGUCGCCAUUUCAGCAUUCGUUUCAAACGUCAGGCUAUUUUUACUCCCGUGUCUAUCAACUUUCCGUCGCCAUUUCAGCAUUCGUUUCAAAACGUGGGCUAUUUUUACUCCCGUGUCUAUAUCAACUUUCCGUCGCCAUUUCAGCAUUCGUUUCAAACCAUCUAUUUCAAACGUGAGGCUAUUUUGUACUCCCGUGUUCUCAACUUUCAACUUUCCGUUGCCAUUUCAUCAUCUUUCCGUCGCCAUUUCAAACGUGAGGCUGUUUUACUCCCGUGUCUAUAUCAACUUUCCCUCGCCAUUUCAGCAUUCGUUUCAAAACCAUCCAAACGUGAGGCUAUUUUACUCCGUGUCUAUAUCACCUGCCAUUUCAGCAUCUGUUUCAAAUGUGAGCUUUUACUCCGUGUGCCAUUUCCGUUGCCAUUCGUUUCAAACGUGAGAGGCUAUUUUACUCCCGUGUCUAUAUCACCUCCCACCGCCAUUUCAGCAUUCGUUUCAAACGUGAAAAGAACAUUUUUACUCCCGUGUCUAUAUCAACUCUCCAUCGCCAUUGCAGCGUCGUUUCAAACCAUUCGUUUCAAACGUGAGGCUAUUUUACUCCGUGUCUAUAUCAACUUUCCGUCGCCAUUUCAGCAUUCGUUUCAAACGUGCCAUUUCAGCAUUUGCUUUUUUACUCCCGUGUCUAUAUCACCUCUCGGUCGCCAUAGCAGCAUCUAUUUCAAGUACAAGGCUAUUUUACUCCCGUGUCUACAUCUCACCUCUCCGUCGCCGCCAAAGCAUCUGUUUCAAGUAUACUAUUUUACUCCGUGUCUAUCACCUCUCCGUGGCCAUAGCAGCAUCUAUUUCAACAUUCGUUUCAAACGUGAGGCUAUUUUUACUCCCGUGUCUAUAUCAACUUUCCGUUGCCAUUUCAGCAUUCGUUUCAAACGUGAGGCUAUUUUACUCCCGAGUCUAUAUCAACCCUCUCAUCCAUUUCAGCAUUCGUUUUUCAAACGUGAGGCUAUUUUGCUCCCGUGUCUAUCAUCAAUUUUCCGCCAUUUCAGCAUUCGUUUCAAACGUGAGGCUAUUUGCAUUCCCGCGUCUAUCAACUUUCCGUUGCCAUUUCAGCAUUCGUUUCAAACCAUUUUUCAAACAUUUUUUACUCCUUUUUCAAACGUUCCAUCGCCGAUAGCAUUCGUUUUUUCAAACGUAUUUUUACUCCGUGUCUAUAUCAACUUUCCAUCGCCAUUUCAGCAUUCGUUUUUCAAACGUGAGGCUAUUUUGCUCCCGUGUUACUAUCCCUCCAUCCCCCUAGCAACAUCUAUUUCAAGUUAUUUUACCCCGUGUUCAUCACCUUUCCUCGCCAUAGCAGCAUCGUUUUCAAACAUAAGGCAAUUUUACUCCUUGUCUAUAACCUCUCCAUCGCCAUUGCAGCAUCUAUUUCAAGUACAAGGCUAUUUUACUCCCGUUUUAUCACCUCUCCAUCGCCAUUGCAGCAUCUAUUUCAAGUACAAGGCUAUUUUACUCCCGUGUCUAUAUCACCUCUCCAUCGCCAUUGCAGCAUCUUUUCCAAGCACAAGGCUAUUUUACUCCGUGUCUAUCACCUCUCCAUCGCCAUUGCAGCAUCUAUUUCAAGUACAAGGUUAUUUCGUGGAUUUAUAUCCUCUCCAUCGCCAUAGCAACAUCUAUUUCAAGUACCAAAGGCUAUUUUUUACUCCCGUGUCUAUAUCACCUCCAUCCCAUUGCAGCAUCUUUUCAGCAUUCGAACUCCCGUGUUAUAUCACCUCCCAUCGCCAUUGCAGCAUCUAUUUCAACAUCUAUUUCAAGUACAAGGCUAUUUUUACUCCCGUGUCUAUAUCACCUCCAUCGCCAUUGCCAGCAUCUAUUUUCAAGUACAAGGCUAUUUUACUCCCGUGUCUAUAUCAACUCUCCAUCGCCGCAGCCUAUUUCAACAUCUAUUUCAAGGCUAUUUUACUCCCGUGUCUAUAUCACCUCUCCAUCGCCAUUGCAGCAUCUAUUUCAAACAAGGCUAUUUUUAAUCCCGUGUCCAUAUCAACUCUCGUUGCCAUUUCAGCAUUCGUUUUAAAAUUCUAUUUCUCCCGUGUCUAUCACGUUGCCAUUUCAGCAUUCAUUUCAAACGAGGUCCUCCCGUGUCUAUAUCAACUCUCCACCGCCAUUGAAGCAUUCGUUUCAAACGUGGCUAUUUUACUCCCGUCUAUAUCAACUUUCCGUUGCCAUUGCAGCAUUCGUUUAAACGUGAGGCAAUUUUUACUCCCGUGUUCUUUCACCUCUCCAUCGCCAUUUCAUUCGUUUUUUUCAAACGUGAGGCUAUUUUACUCCCGUGUCUCUCUCCAUCGCCAUUGCAGCAUUCGUUUCAAACGUGAGGCUAUUUUCCGUGUCUCCUUUGUUUGCCAUUUCGUUUCAUCAUUUUACUUUCUAUAUCAACUUUCGUUGCCAUUUCAGCAUUCGUUUCCUCCCAUUCGUUUCAAACGUGAGGCUAUUUUACUCCCGUGUCUAUAUCAACUUUCCGUUGCCAUUUCAUCAUUCGUUUUUCAAACCAUUCGUUUAAAACGUGAGGCUAUCUUACUCCCGUGUCUAUUUUUAUUUCAGCAUUCGUUUUCCGUGUCAUAUCAACUUUCCGUCGCCAUUUCAGCAUUCGUUUCAAACGUGAGGCUAUUUUACUCCCCGUGUCAAUCAAAUUUCCGUGCCAUUUCAGCAUUCGUUUCAAACGUGAGGCUAUUUUACUCCCGUGUCUAUAUCAAUUCUCCGUCGCCAUUGGCAUCUAUUUCAAACAAGGCUAUUUUACCCCGUGUCUAUAUUAACUCUCCAUCCCCAUUUCAUCUGUUUCAAACCAUCUAUUUCAAACCAAGGCUAUUUUGCUCCCGUGUUCAUAUCACCCUCCAUCCCCAUCGCAACAUCUAUUUCAAGUACAAAGGCUAUUUUACUCCCGUGUCUAUAUCAAUAGCAGCAUCUAUUUCAAACCAUCUAUUUAACAGUACAAAGGCUAUUUUACUCCCGUGUCUAUAUCACCUCUCCAUCGCCAUUGCAGCAUCUAUUUCUAUUUUUACAUAUCACCUCUCCAUCGCCAUUGCAAGCAUCUAUUUUGCUAUUUUACUCCCGUGUCUAUAUCACCUUUCCAUCGCCAUAGCAACAUCUAUUUCAGCAUUUAACUCCGUGUCUAAACGUCCGUCGCCAUUGCAGCAUCUAUUUCAAGUACAGGCUAUUUUACUCCCGUGUCGUCAACUUUCCCUCGCCAUAGCAGCUAUUCGUUUCAAACCAUUGCAGCAUCUAUUUCCAUAUCAACUUUCUCCCUCGUAUAGCAAGGCUAUUUUACUCCCUGUGUCUAUCACCUCUCCAUCGCCAUUGCAGCAUCUAUUUCAAGUAUUUUUAAUCCCGUGUCAGGCCAUAGCAGCAUCUAUUUCAAGUAAAAGGCUAUUUUGCUCCCGUGACUAUAUCACCUCUCCAUCGCCAUUGCAACAUCUAUUUCAGGUACAAGGCUAUUUUACUCCCGUGUCUAUAUCCGUCUCCAUCGCCAUUGCAGCAUCUAUUUCAACAUCUAUUUCAAACGUACAUUUUACUCCGUGUCCAUAUCAACUCUCCACCGCCAUUUCUGUCGUUUCAAACGUGAGGCUAUUUUACUCCCGUGUGUAUAUCCCUUUCCCGUUGCCAUUGCAGCAUUCGUUUCAAAACGUGAGGCAAUUUUACUCCCCGUGUCUAUAUCGUGCCAUUGAAGUAUCUAACGAGCGUUUUACUCCGUGUCUCCAACUUUCCGUUGCCAUUUCAGCAUUCGUUUCAAACCAUUCGUUUUCAAACGUGGCUAUUUUGCUCGUGUCUAUAUCAACUUUCCGUCGCCAUUUCAGCAUUCGUUUCAAACGUGAGGCCAUUUUACUCCCGUGUCUAUCAACUUUCCGUUGCCAUUUCAUCAUUCGUUUCAAACGAGGCUAUUUUAUUCCGUGUCUAUAUCAAUCCACUCCGUCGCCAUUGCAGCAUCUAUUUCAACAUUCGUUCAAACGUGAGGCUAUUUUUACUCCCGUGUCUAUAUCAACUUUCCGUUGCCAUUUCAGCAUUCGUUUCAAAACCAUUCGUUUCAAACGUGAGGCUAUUUUACUCCCGUGUCUAUAUCAACUUUCCAUCGCCAUUUCAGCAUCCGUUUUCAAACGUGAGGCUAUUUUACUCCCGUGUCUAUAUCAACUUUCCCGCCAUUUCAGUCGUUUCAAACGUGAGGCUAUUUACUCCGUGUCGCCAUUGCCGUCGCAUCAUAUCUAUUUCAAACGUCAAGGCUAUUUUACUCCCGUGUCUAUAUCACCUCUCCCGUCGUCAUUUCAGCAUCUAUUUCAAACCAACAGCAUUCGUUUCAAAGGCUAUUUUUACUCCGUGUCUAUAUCACCUCUCCGUCGCCAUCUAUUCGUUUCAAACGUGCUAUUUUACUCCCGUGUCAUAUCACCUUUCCGUUGCCAUUGCAGCAUCUAUUUCAAACGUGAGGCUAUUUUACUCCCGUGUCUAUAUCACCUCUCCGUCGCCAUUUCAGCAUUCGUUUCAAACGUGAGGCUAUUUUACUCCCGUGUCCAUAUCACCUCUUUAUCUAUUUCAGCAUUCGUUUCAAAUGAGGCUAUUUUACUCCCUGUCUAUAUCCAACUUUCUCCAUUUCAGCCAUUCGUUUCAAACAUCUAUGUUCAUAUCAACUUUCCGUUGCCAUUUCAGCAUUUUUCAAACGUGAAGUAUUUUACUCAGUGUCUAUAUCACCUCUCCAUCGCCAUUUCCGCAUUCGUUUUUCAAACUCUAUAUCACUCCCUGUCUAUAUCAACUUUCCGCCCAUUUCGGUAUUCGUUUUCAAUCGUGAGGCUAUUUACUCCCGUGUCUAUAUCAACUCUCCUUCGCCAUUGCAGCAUUCGUUUCAAGUACAAAGCUAUUUUACUCCCGUGUCUAUAUCACCUCUCCAUCGCCAUUUCAGCAUCUAUUUCAAACGUGAAGGCUAUUUUACUCCCGUGUCUAUAUCAACUUUCCGUUGCCAUCGCAGCAUUCGUUUCAAACCAUCUGUUUCAAACCUAUUUUGCUCCCGUGUCUAUUUCAACUCUCCAUCGCCAUUGCGCAUCUAUUUUCAAGUUACUGUUUUACACCCGUGUCUAUUUUCAUCGCCAUUGCAGCAUCUAUUUCAAAGGCUAUUUUACUCCCGUGUCUAUAUCCUUUCCAUCGCCAUUGCAGCAUCUUUUUAACCAUCUUUUCAAGUACAAGGCUUUUGCUCCGUGUCUAUAUCACCUUUCCCUCGCCAUUGCAGCAUCUAUUUCAAGCAUUGAGGCUAUUUUACUCCCGUGUCUGCUAUCAACUUUCCCUCGCCAUAAGCAGCAUUCGUUUUCAACCAGCAUCUAUUUCAAGUACAAGGCUAUUUUUAUCUGUGUCUAUAUCCUCUCCGUCGCCAUUGCAGCAUCUAUUUCAAGUAAGGCUAUUUUACUCCCCGUGUCUAUAUCACCUCUCAUCGCCAUUGCAGCAUCUAUUUCAAGUAAUAAGGCUGUUUUUUCCCGUGUCUAUAUCACCUCUCCAUCGCCAUUGCAGCAUCUAUUUCAACAGCAUAUCUAUUUCAAAACAAAGGCUAUUUUACUCCGUGUCUAUAUCACCUCCGUCAACAUUGCAGCAUCUAUUUUCAAGUACAAAAGCUAUUUUUAUCCCGUGUCUAUAUCACCUUUCCGUCGCCAUAUAGCAGCAUCUUUCAAACGUGAGGCAAUUUUGUCCCGUGUCUAUAUCACCUCUCCGUCGCCGCCGCAGCAUCUAUUUCAACAUCUAUUUCAAGUACAAGGCUAUUUUAAUCCUGUGUCUAUCACCUCUCCCAUCAUAGCAGCAUCUAUUUCAAGUACAAGGCUAUUUUACCCCGUGUCUAUAUCAUUCCGUCGCCAUUGCAGCAUCUAUUUCAAGUACAAGGCUAUUUUACUCCCGUGUCUAUCACCUCUCGCCAUUGCAACAUCUAUUUCAGUACUACAUUUUACUCCCGUCUAUAUUUCACUCUCCAUCGCCAUUGCGGCAUCUUUUUCAAGUACAAAGGCUAUUUUCAUCCCCGUGUCUAUAUCACCUCUCCAUCGCCAUUGCAGCAUCUAUUUCAAGCAUCUAUAUUUUCAUAGUACAAACGAGGCUAUUUUUAUUCCCGUGUUCUAUCACCUCUCCAUCGCCAUUGCAGCAUCUAUUUCAAAUUGUACCAAUUUCAAGGCUAUUUUACUCCGUGUCUAUAUCACCUCUCCAUCGCCAUUGCAGCAUCUAUUUCAAUUACAAGGCUAUUUUACUUCCGUGUCUAUAUCACCUCUCCGUCGCCAUUGCAGCAUCUAUUUCAAGUACAAAGCUAUUUUUACUCCCGUGUCUAUAUCACCUCUCCAUCGCCAUUGCAGCAUCUAUUUCAAGUACAAAACUAUUUUACUCCCAUUCAUCUAUAUCAUAUCUCUCCAUCGCCAUUGCAGCAUCUAUUUCAAGUACAAUGCUAUUUUACUCGUGUCUAUAUCACCUCUCCAUCGCCAUUGCAGCAUCUAUUUCAAAGCAGGCUAUUUUACUCCCGUGUUCAUUUCACCUCCCGCCAUUUACAGCAUCUAUUUCCAAAGUACAAAGGCUAUUUUACUCCCGUGUCUCCAUCGCCAUUGCAUCUAUUUCAAGUACAAGGCUAUUUUACAUAUCACCUCUCCAUCGCCAUUGGCUCUAUUUCAAGUACAAGGCUAUUUACUCCCGUGUCUAUAUCACCUCCCAUCGCCAUUGCAGCAUCUAUUUCAAGUACAAGGAAUAUAUUCACUCCAUCGCCAUGUCUAUAUCAAGAAAGCCUUUUGCUCCGUGUCUAUAUCUGCCUCUCCAUUUGCAGCAUCUAUUUCAAGUACAAGGCUAUUUUACUCCCGUCCGCCAUUGCAGCAUCUAUUUCAGUACAAGGCUCUCCGUGUCUAUAUCCUCUCCCUCGCCAUAGCAGCAUCUAUUUCAAUUACAAAUUCUAUUUUACUCCCGUGUCUAUCAUCGUCGCCAUUGCUCCAAGUCAAGUCUAUUUUACUCCGCAGCAACUUCUAUUUCAAUUCGUUUUCAAACGUGAGCUUUUUACUCCCGAUGUCUAUCAUCUCCGUCGCCAUAGCAUGGAUUUCAAGUACAUCUAUUUUACUCCCCCGUGUCUAUAUCACCUACAAGGCUAUUUUGCUCCCGUGUCUAUAUCACCUUUCAUCCCAUUGCAGCAUUAUUUCAAGUACAUCUUUACUUUCUAUAUAUCACCUUUCUCCAUCGCCAUUGCAGGCUAUUUUUUACUCCCCGUGUCUAUAUCACCUUUCCGUCGCCAUUUCAGCAUUCGUUUCAAACGUGACAAUUUAUUCGACUGUCUAUAUCACCUCUCGUCGCCAUUGCAGCAUCUUUUCAUCAAGGCUAUUUUACUCCGUGUCAUUUCCGUCGCCAUUCAUCUAUUUCAAGUACAAAGGCUAUUUUAUCCCGUGUCUAUAUCACCUCUCCAUUUUGCAGCAUCUAUUUCAAGUGGCUAUUUUUAUCAACUAUAUCACCUCUCCGUCGACAUUGCAGCAUCUAUUUUCAAGUACAAACGUGAAGGCUAUUUUACUCCCGUGUCUAUAUCACCUCUCCGUCGCCAUUUCGGCAUCUAUUUCAAGUACAAACGCUAUUUUUCCUCCCGUCUAUUUCCCUCCAUCGCCAUUGCAGCAUCUAUUUCAAGUACAAAGGGUAUUUUUACUCCCGUGUCUAUCACCACUCCAUCGCCAUUGCGGCAUCUAUUUCAAGUACAAGGCUAUUUUGCUCCCGUGUUAUAUCACCUCUCCAUCGCCAUUUGCAGCAUCUAUUUUGAAUUACAAGUCUAUUUUGUCUCGUAAUCUAUAUCACCUCUCCAUCGCCAUUGCAGCAUCUAUUUCAAGUACAUCUAUUUCAUCAGUCUCAUCGCCACAGCAUCUAUUUCAAUUACAAGUCUAUUUUACUCCCGUGUCUAUAUCACCUCUCCGUCGACAUUGCAGCAUCUGUUUCAAGUACAAAGGUAUUUUACUCCCGUGUCUAUCACCUCUCCAUCGCAUUGCAGCAUCUUUUCAAUUACAAGUCCCUCCGUGUCUAUAUCACCUCUCCAUCGCCAUUGCAGCAUCUAUUUUCAAGUACAAAGGCUAUUUUCCCGUGUCUAUCACCUCUCAUCGCCAUUGCAGAAUCUAUUUCAUCAAGUCUCCCGUGUCUAUAUCACCUCUCCAUUGCGGCAUCUAUUUCAAGUACAAGGCUAUUUUACUCCGUGUCUAUAUCACCUCUCCAUCGCCAUUGCAGCAUCUAUUUCAAGGCUAUUUGCUCCCGUGUCUAAUCACCUCCAUCGCCAUUGGCUCUAUUUUUACAAGUCCCUCGAUAGCAGCAUCUAUUUCAAGUGCACUUUGCUCCCGUGUCUAUAUCACCUCUCCAUCGCCAUUUCUAUUUCAAGCGGCAUCUAUUUCAUCGCCAUUGCAGCAUCUAUUUCAACACCAGGCUAUUUUACUCCCGUGUCUAUGUCACCUCCAUCGCCAUCGCCUAUUUCCAGCAAGCAUCUAUUUCCAUCGCCAUAGUCUAUUUCAGAAGGCUCCCGUGUCUAUUCUCCAUCGCCAUUUACAGCAUCUAUUUCAAGUCUAUUUUAUCCCGGUCUGUAUCCUCUCCAUCGCCAUUGCAGCAUCUGUUUCAAGUACAAGGCUAUUUUACUCCCGUGUCUAUAUCAUCUCCAUCGCCAUUGCGGCAUCUAUUUUUCAAGUACAAGGCUAUUUUGCUCCCGUGUCUAUAUCACCUCUCAUUUGCAGCCUAUUUUCAAUUACAUCUAUUUUUCAAGCCAUUGCGGCACCAUUUCCAAGGCUUAUUUUACUCCCGUGUCUAUCACUCUCCAUCGCCAUAGCAGCAUCUAUUUCAAUACAAGGCUAUUUUACUCCCGUGUCUCUAUCAACUUUCCCUCGCCAUAGCAGCAUUCUUUUCAAACGUGAGGCAAUUUUACUCCCGUGUCUAUAUCACCUCUCCGUCGCCAUAGCAGCAUCUAUUUCAAGUACAAGGCUAUUUUACUCCCGUGUCUAUAUCACCUCUCCAUCGCCAUUGCAGCAUCUAUUUCAAGUACAAGGCUAUUUUUGCUCCCCGUGUCUAUAUCACCUCUCCGUCGCCAUUGCAGCAUCUAUUUUCAAGUACAAAGGCUAUUUACUCCCGUGUCUAUAUCACCUCUCCAGCAUCGCCAUUGCAGCAUCUAUUUCCAAUUACAUGUCUAUUUUAGUCCCGUGUCUAUAUCACCUCUCCAUCGCCAUUGCAGCAUCUAUUUCAAGUACAAAGGCUAUUUUACUCCCGUGUCUAUAUCCACUCUCCAUCGACAUUGCAGCAUCUAUUUCAGGUACAAGGCUAUUUUACUCCCCGUGUCUAUAUCACCUCUCCGUCGCCAUUUACAGCAUCUAUUUCAAGUACAAGGCUAUUUUACUCCCGUGUCUAUCACACCUCUCUCCAUCAUUGCACAUCUAUUUCAAGUACAAAGGCUAUUUUACUCCCGUGUCUGUUCACCUCUCCUCGCCAUUGCGGCAUCUAUUUCAAUACAAAUUAUUUUCACCUCCCAUCGCCAUGCGGCAUCUAUUUCAUCCAAGGCUAUUUUGCUCCGUUCCCUCGCCAUUACAUCUAUUUCAAGCAUUCCCGUUUCAAACGUUUCAAGUACAAGGCAAUUUUACUCCCCGUGUCUGCUAUCACCUCUCCAUCGCCAUUGCCCGUCAAGGCUAUUUACUCCCGUAUAUCACCUCUCCAUCGCCAUUGCUCUAUUUCAAGUACAAAGGCUAUUUUACUCCCGUCUGUCUCCCUCGCCAUAGCAUCUAUUUCAGAAACAAGGCUAUUUACUCCCGGUGUCUAUAUCACCUCGUCGCCAUUCCAAGUAUAUUUUACUCCCGUGUCUCUAUCGCUGCCAUAGCAGCAUUCUUUUCAAACGUGAAAGGCAAUUUUACUCCCGUGUCUAUCACCUCUCCCAUCUAUUUCAAGUGCAAAGCUAUUUUACUCCCGUGUCUAUCCCUCUCCAUCGCCAUUGCAGCAUCUAUUUCAGUACAAACUAUUUUACUCGUGUCUAUAUCACCUCUCCAUCGCCAUUGCAGCAUCUAUUUCAGUACAUGUAUAUUUUACUCCCGUGUCUAUCACCUCUCCAUCGCCAUUGCAGCAUCUAUUUCAACAUCUAUUUCAAGUACAAGGCAUCGCCAUCACCUCUCCAUCGCCAUUUGCAGCAUCUAUUUCAAGUACAAAGGCUGUUUUACUCCCGUGUCUGUAUCACCUCUCCAUCGCCAUUGCAGCAUCUAUUUCAAGUACAAAUAUUUUGCUCCCGUGUCGAUAUCACCUCUCCAUCGCCAUUGCAGAAUCUAUUUCAAGUACAAGGCUAUUUUGCUCCCGUGUCUAUAUCACCUCUCCAUCGCCAUUGCAGCAUCUAUUUUCAAGUACAAGGCUAUUUUACUCCCGUGUCUAUCCUUCUCCAUCGCCAUUGCUCUAUUUCAAGUACAAGGCUAUUUUACUCCCGUGUCUAUAUCACCUCUCCGUCGCCAUUGCAGCAUCUAUUUCAAGUACAAGGCUAUUUUACUCCCGUGUCUAUAUCACCUCUCCAUCGCCAUUGCAGCAUCUAUUUCAAGUACAAGGCUAUUUUACUCCCGUGUCUAUAUCACCUCUCCGUCGCCAUUGCAGCAUCUAUUUCAAGUACAAUUUUACUCCCGUGUCUAUAUUUCCAUCGCCAUUGCUCCCGGCUAUUUUACUCCCGUGUCUAUCACCUCUCCAUCGCCAUUGCAGCAUCUAUUUCAAGUACAAGGCUAUUUUACUCCCGUGUCUAUAUCACCUCUCCGUCGCCAUUGCAGCAUCUAUUUCAAGUACAAGGCUAUUUUACUCCCGUGUCUAUAUCACCUCUCCCCUCGCCAUUUGCAGCAUCUAUUUCAAGUAUUUAAAGGCUCUCCAUUUUCUAUUUCAAGUCCAAGUCUAUUUUGCUCCCUCUCCGUCGCCAUUGCAGCAUCUGUUUCAAGUACAAGGCUAUUUUACUCCCGUGUCUAUAUCGCCUCUCCGUCGCCAUUGCAGCAUCUAUUUCAAGUACAAAGGCUAUUUUACUCCCGUGUCUAUAUCACCUCUCCCAUCGCCAUUGCAGCAUCUAUUUCAAAUACAAAGGCUAUUUUUACUCCCGUGUCUAUAUCACCUCUCCAUCGCCAUUUGCGGCAUCUAUUUCAAGUACAAGGCGUAUUUGCUCCCGUGUCUAUAUCCUCUCCGUCGCCAUUGCAGCAUCUAUUUCAAGUACAAGAAUAUUUUAGUCCCAUCUUAUCACUCUCCAUCGCCAUUGCAGCAUCUAUUUCAAGUACAAGGCUAUUUUACUCCCGUGUCUAUAUCCUCUCCGUCGCCAUUGCAGCAUAUGGCUUCAAGUACAAAGGCUAUUUUACUCGUGUCUGCCAUCACCUCUCGUCGCCAUUGCAGCAUCUAUUUCAAGUACAAGCUAUUUUACUCCGUGUCAAUAUCACCUUUCCGUCGCCAUUGCAGCAUUCUAUUUCAAACGUGAAGGCAAUUUUGCUCCCGUGUCUAUCACCUCUCCGUCCCAUUGCAGCAUCUAUUUCAAGUACAAGGCUAUUUUUACUCCGUGUCUAUAUCGCCUCUCCGUCGCCAUUGCAGCAUCUAUUUCAAAUUACAAGGCUAUUUUACUCGUGUCUAUAUCUCCUCUCCAUCGCCAUUGCAGCAUCUAAUUUCAAGUACAAAGCUAUUUUACUCCCGUGUCUAUCAUCUCUCCAUCGCCAUUGCGGCAUCUAUUUCAAGUACAAGGUCUAUUUUACUCCCGUGUCUAUAUCCUCUCCAUCGCCAUUGCAGCAUCUAUUUCAACAUCUAUUUCAAGUACAAGGCUAUUUUACUCCCGUGUCUAUCACCUCAUCGCCAUUACGGCAUAUUUCAAGUACAAAUUAUUUUACUCCCGUGUCUAUAAUCACCUCUCCAUCGCCAUUUGCGGCAUCUAUUUCAAGUACCAAAGGCUGUUUUACUCCCGUGUCUAUCUCCUCGCCACCAUCUCCAUCGCUAUAUCACCUUUACGCCAUUAAGCAUCUAUUUUCAAGUACAAGUCUAUUUUACUCCCGUGUCUGUUCAGCUUUCCCUCGCCAUAGCAGCAUUCGUUUCAAACGUGAGCUUUUACUCCCGUGUCUAUUUCAAGCCAUAGCAGCAUCUAUUUCAAGUACCAAGUUUGCUCCCGUGUCUAUAUCACCUCUCCAUCGCCAUUGCAAGCAUCUAUUUCAAGUACCAAGUCUAUUUUGCUCCCGUGUCUAUAUCACCUUUCCCUCGCCAUUGCAGCAUCUAUUUCAAACACAGUCUAUUUUACUUCCCGUGUCUAUAUCACCUCUCCAUCGCCAUUGCAGCAUCUAUUUCAAUUACAAGGCUAUUUUUACUCCCCGUGUCUAUAUCCUCUCCAUCGCCAUUGCAGCAUCUAUUUCAAGUACAAGGCUAUUUUACUCCCGUGUCUAUCACCUCUCCAUCGCCAUUGCAGCAUCUAUUUCAAGUACAAAGGCUAUUUUACUCCCGUGUCUAUCACCUCUCCAUCGCCAUUGCAGCAUCUGUUUCAAGUACCCUGUUUUGCGCUAUAUGCCUCUCCAGACGCAGCACCUAUUUCAAGUACAAGUUAUUUUAGCUCCAAGUACAAGUGUCCCGUGUAUAUCACCUCUCCGUCGCCAUUGCAGCAUCUAUUUCAAGUACAAGUCUAUUUUUCCUCCCAUAGUUCGUCUAUAUCACCUCUCCAUCGCCAUUGCAGCAUCUAUUUCAAGUACAAAGGCUAUUUUUCCCGUGUCUAUUUCAAGUGCCUCUCUAUCCCCUCAUCAUAUUGCAGCAUCUAUUUCAAGUACAAGGCUAUUUUACUCCGUGUCUAUAUCCAUCGCCAUUGCAGCAUCUAUUUCAAUUACAUGUCUAUUUUACUCCCGUGUCUGUAUCACCUCUCCAUCGCCAUUGCAGCAUCUAUUUUACAAGUACAAAGGCUAUUUUACUCCCCUUGUCUAUAUCACCUCUCCAUCGCCAUUGCAGCAUCUAUUUCAAAUUACAAGGCUAUUUUAUUCCCGUGUCUAUAACACCUCUCCAUCGCCCCUUUGCAGCAUCUAUUUCAAGUACAAAGGCUAUUUUACCCGUGUCUAUAUCACCCAUUCCAUCUAUUUCAAGCAAGGCUAUUUUACUGCAGCAUCUAUUUCAAGUACAAAGGCUAUUUUACUCCCGUGUCUAUAUCACCUCUCCAUCGCCAUUGCAGCAUCUAUUUCAACAUCUAUUUUACUCCGUCGCCAUAAGCAUCUAUUUUACAAGGCCCCGUGUCUAUGUCAUUCCAUCGCCAUUUGCAGCAUCUGUUUCAAGUACAAGGCUAUUUUACUCCCCGUGUCUAUAUCACCUUCUAUUUUCCAUCAAGGCUAUUUACUCCCGUGUCUAUCACCUCUCCAUCGCCAUUGCAGCAUCUAUUUCAAGUAUUUACUCCCGUGUCUAUAUCACCUCUCCAUCUUCAUUGCAGCAUAUUUUACACCCCGUGUCUAUAUCACCUCUCCAUCGCCAUUGCAGCAUCUAUUUCAAGUACAAGGCUAUUUUCACUCCCGUGUCUAUAUCACCUCUCCAUCGCCAUUGCAGCAUCUAUUUCAAGCACAAAGGCUAUUUUACUCCCGUGUCUAUAUCACCUCUCCCAUCGCCAUUGCAGCAUCUAUUUCAAGGCUACAAUCACCUAUUUUACUCCCCGUACAGGCUAUCACCCUCUCCAUCGCCAUUGCGGCAUCUAUUUCAAGUACAGACUGUUUACUCCCGUGUCUGUAUUUUCGCCAUAGCAGCAUCUAUUUCAACAUCUAUUUCAGAGUACAAGGCUAUUUUUACUCCGUGUCUAUAUCACCUCUCCAUCGCCAUUGCAGCAUCUAUUUCAAGUACAAGGCUAUUUUACUCCCGUGUCUGUAUCAUCCCAUCGCCAUUGCAGCAUCUAUUUCAAGUACAAAGCUAUUUUACUCCCGUGUCCACACCUCUCCAUCUCAUUGCAGCAUCUAUUUUCAAGUACAAACUAUUUUACUCCCGUGUCUAUAUCACCUCUCCAUCGCCAUUGCAGCAUCUAUUUCAAGUACAAUAUUUUACUCCCUGUGUCUAUAUCACCUCUCCAUCGCCAUUGCAGCACAUCUAUUUCAAGCACAAGGCUAUUUUACUCCCGUGUCUAUAUCACCUCUCCGUCGCCAUUGCAGCAUCUAUUCAAGUACAAAGGCUAUUUUACUCCCGUGUCUAUCACCUCUCCAUCGCCAUUGCAGCAUCUAUUUCAAUACAAGGCUAUUUUACUCCGUGUCUAAUUCUCCGUCGCCAUUGCAGCAUCUAUUUCCAAGUACAAUGCUAUUUGCUCCACGUGUCUCAUAUCACCUCUCCGUCGCCAUUGCAGCAUCUAUUUCAAAUCUGAGGCUAUUUGCUCCGUGUCUAUAUCACCUCUCCAUCGCCAUUGCAGCAUCUAUUUCAAGUACAAGGCUAUUUUACUCCCGUGUCUAUAUCACCUCUCCAUCGCCAUUGCAGCAUCUAUUUCAAGUACAAGUCUAUUUUACUCCCGUGUCUAUAUCACCUCUCCAUCGCCAUUGCAGCAUCUAUUUCAAGUACAAGGCUAUUUUACUCCCGUGUCUAUAUCUUUCUCCAUCGCCAUUGCAGCAUCUAUUUCAGUACAAGGCUAUUUUACUCCCGUGUCUAUAUCACCUCUCCAUCGCCAUAGCAACAUCUAUUUCAAGUACAAGGCUAUUUUACUCCCGUGUCUAUAUCACCUCUCCAUCGCCAUUGCAGCAUCUAUUUCAAGUACAAGGCUAUUUUACUCCCGUGUCUAUAUCACCUCUCCAUCGCCAUUAUAGCAUCUAUUUCAAGUACGUGAGCUGUUUACUCCCGUGUCUAUAUCACCUCUCCCAUUGCAGCAUCUAUUUCAAGUACAAAGGCUAUUUACGUGUCUAUAUCACCUCUCCAUCGCCAUUGCUCUAUUUCAAGUACAAGUAUAUUUUCUCCCCGUCUGUUUCACCUCUCCUCGCCAUAGCAGCAUUCUAUUUCAAGUGCAUUGAGCAAUUUUACUCCCGUGUCUAUCACCUCUCCGUCGCCAUUGCAGCAUCUAUUUCAAGUACAAGUUGUUUGCUCCCGUGUCUAUAUCAACUCUCCCUCGCCAUUUACAGCAUUCGUUUCAAACGUGGCAAUUUUACUCCCGUGUCUAUAUCACCUCUCCAUCGCCAUUGCGGCAUCUAUUUCAAGUACAAAGGCUGUUUUACUCCCGUGUCUAUAUCACCUCUCCAUCGCCAUUGCGGCAUCUUUAUUUCAAUUCGUAUAUUUUACUCCCGUGUCUAUAUCCCUCUCCAUCGCCAUUUGCAGCAUCUAUUUCAAGUACAAAGGCUAUUUUACUCCCGUGUCUGCCAUAUAUCAGCAUCUAUUUCUCCAUCUAUCCUCUCCAUCGCCAUUGCAGCAUCUAUUUCAAGUACAAGGCUUAUUUUACUCUCCGUGUCUGUUUCAAGUACAAGGCUCUUUUCCAUGUCUAACACCUCUCAUCGCCUUUGCAGCAUCUAUUUCAAGUACAAAGGCUAUUUUACUCCCGUGUCUAUGUCACUACUCCAUCGCCAUUGCAGCAUCUAUUUCAAGUACAAGGCUAUUUUACUCCCGUGUCUAUUUCACCUCUCCCCUCGCCAUAGCAGCAUCUGUUUCAAGUACAAGCCUAUUUUUGCUCCCGUGUCACCAUAUCACCUCUCCGUCGCCAUUGCAGCAUCUAUUUCAAGUACCGUCUAUUUUACUCCCGUGUAUCAACUUUCCCUCGCCAAAAGCGGCAUUCGUUUCAAACCAUCUAUUUCCAAGUACAAAGGCUAUUUUGCUCCCGUGUCUAUCACCUCUCCAUCGCCAUUGCAGCAUCUAUUUCAAGUACAAAGGCUAUUUUACUCCCGUCUGUCUCACCCCUCUCCAUCGCCAUUGCAGCAUCUAUUUCAAUUACAAGUCUAUUUUACUCCCGUGUCUAUAUCACCUCUCCAUCGCCAUUGCAGCAUCUAUUUCAAGUACAAGGCUGCUUUACUCCCGUGUCUGUAUCCAACUCUCCAUCGCCAUUGCGGCAUCUAUUUCAAUUACAAGUCUAUUUUACUCCCGUGUCUAUAUCACCUCUCCAUCGCCAUUGCAGCAUCUAUUUCAAGUACAAGGCUGUUUUGCUCCCCGUGUCUAUAUCCCUCUCCAUCGCCAGCAGCAUCUAUUUCAAGUACAAAGGCUACACUCCCGUGUCUAUAUCACCUCUCCAUCGCCAUUGCAGCAUCUAUUUCAAGUACAAGGCUAUUUGCUCCCGUGUCUAUCUUACUCUCCAUCGCCAUUUGCGGCAUCUGUUUCAGCCUGAGGCUAUUUUGCUCCGUGUCAUCACCUCUCCAUCGCCAUAGCAUCUGCAUCUAUUUUCAAGUGGACUGUUUUUGCUCCGUGUCGAUAUCACCCUCUCCAUCAUAUAGCAGAAUCUAUUUCAAGUACAAGGCUGUUUUACUCCCGUGUCUAUAUCACCCUCCAUCGCCAUUGCAGCAUCUAUUUCCAUUGGUAAAGGCUAUUUUACUCCCGUGUCUAUAUCACCUCUCAUCGCCAUUGCAGCAUCUAUUUCAAGUACAAAGGCUAUUUUACUCGUGUCCCCUCUCCGUGUCUAUUUCAUCAAAGGCUAUUUGGUCCCGUCUCCCGUCGCCAUUGCAGCAUCUAUUUCAAGUACAAGUGUCUAUUUUGGUCCCGUGUCUAUUUUUACUCCGUGUCUACCUCUCCAUCGCCAUUGCAGCAUCUAUUUCAAGUACAAGGCUAUUUUACUCCCGUGUCAAUAUCACCUCUCCGUCGCCAUUGCAGCAUCUAUUUCAAGUACAAAGGCUAUUUUUACUCCCGUGUCUAUAUCACCUCUCCGUCGCCAUUGCGGCAUCUAUUUCAAGUACCAAGGCUAUUUUACUCCCGUGUCUGUAUCACCUCUCCGUCGCCAUUGCGGCAUCUAUUUCAAGUAAAGGCUAUUUUACUCCCGUGUCACCUAUCUCUCCGUCGCCAUUGCAGCAUCUAUUUCAAGUACAAAGGCUGUUUUGCUCCCGUGUCUAUAUCCUCCUCCGUCGCCAUUGCAGUAUCUGUUUCAAGUACAAAGGCUUUUUACUCCCGUGUCUAUAUCACCUCUCCAUCGCCAUUGCAGCAUCUAUUUCAAGUACAAGGCUAUUUUACUCCCGUGUCUAUCACCUCUCCAUCUUCAUUGCAGCAUCUAUUUCCAAUACAAGGCUGUUUGCUUCCGUGUCUAUAUCACCUCCAUCGCCAUUGCGGCAUCUAUUUCAAGUACAAGGCUAUUUUUGCUCCCGUGUCUAUAUCACCUCUCCAUCGCCAUUUGCAGCAUCUGUUUCAAGUACUGCAGGCUGUUUGCUCCCGUGUCUAUAUCACCUCUCCAUCAUAUUUAGCAUCUAUUUCCAACAUCUAACAGGGGUACAAGGCUAUUUUGCUCGUAUGCCUCUCCAUCGCCAUUUGCAGCUUCCUGUUUCUGAGUACAAGGCUAUUUUGCUCCCGUGUCUAUUUCCUCUCCUCGCCAUGGCAGCAUCAUUUCGUACAGUAUUUUACUCCCGUGUCUGUAUCACCUCUCAUCAUCUAUUUCAAGUACAAUUUCGCGCCGUGUCUAUGUCUCUCCAUCGCCAUUGCAGCAUCUAUUUCAGAGUACAAGGCCUAUUUUACUCCGUGUCUAUAUCACCUCUCAUCGCCAUUGCGGCCUCUGUUCAAGGCACAAAGGCUAUUUACUCCCGUGUCUAUAUCCUCCAUCGCCAUUGCAGCAUCUAUUUCAAUUACAUGUCUAUUUUUCUCCCGUGUCCUAUAUCACCUCUCCAUCUUCAUUGCAGCAUCUAUUUCAAGUACAAAGGCUAUUUUACUCCCGUGUCUAUAUCACCUCUCCAUCAUAAGCAGCAUCUAUUUCAAGUACACAAUAUUUACCCCGUGUCUAUAACCUCUCAUCGCUCUUGCAUCUAUUUUCAAGUACAAGGCUAUUUUACUCCCGUGUCUAUCACCUCUCCAUCGCCAUUGCAGCAUCUAUUUCAAGUACAAGGCUAUUUUACCCCGUGUCUAUUUCACCUCUCCAUCGCCAUACAGCAUCUAUUUCAACAUCUAUUUCAAGUACAAGUCUAUUUUACCCCGUGUCUAUAUCAACCCUCCAUCGCCAUUGUUUCAAACGAGGCAAUCUAUUUCAUAGUACAAUUUGGCUAUUUUUUAAAUGUCUAUAUCACCUCUCCAUCGCCAUUGCAGCAUCUAUUUCAGGUACAAGGCUAUUUUGCUCCGUGUUCAUAUCACCCUCUCCGUCGCCAUUGCAGCAUCUAUUUCCUAGCAUAUUUCAAUUACAAGGCUAUUUUACUCCCGUGUCUAUAUCACCUCUCCGUCGCCAUUGCAGCAUCUAUUUCAAGUACCAGGCUUUUAAUUUGCUCAUAUAUCACCUCUCAUCGCCAUUGCAGCAUCUAUUUCAAUUACAAGUCUAUUUUACUCCCCGUGUCAAUAUCACCUCCCGUCGCCAUUGCAGCAUCUAUUUCAAGUACAAGGCUAUUUUUACUCCCGUGUCUAUAUCACCUCCAUCCGUCGCCAUUGCAGCAUCUAUUUCAAGUACAAAGGCUAUUUUCCAUCCCGUGUCUAUAUCACCUCCAUCGCCAUUGCAGCAUCUAUUUCAAGUACAAGGCUAUUUUACUCCCUGUUAUAUCUUCCUCUCCGUCGCCAUUGCAGCAUCUAUUUCAAGUACAAAGGCUAUUUUACUCGUGUCUAUAUCAUCACCUCUCCAUCGCCAUUGCGGCAUCUAUUUCAAGUACAAUGCUAUUUUACUCCCGUGUCGAUAUCACCCUCUCCGUCGCCAUUGCAGAAUCUAUUUCAUUACAAGGCUAUUUUGCUCCCGUGUCUAUGUCACCUCUCCGUCGCCAUUGCAGCAUCUAUUUCAGAGUACAAGGCUAUUUUUACUCCCGUGUCUAUAUCACCUCUCCAUCGCCAUUGCAGCAUCUAUUUCAAGUAAUAAGGUAUUUUGCCCCGUGUCUAUAUCACCUCUCCAUCGCCAUUGCAGCAUCUAUUUCAAGUACAAGGCUAUUUUACUCCCGUGUCUAUAUCACCUCUCCAUCGCCAUUGCAGCAUCUAUUUCAAAGUACAAAGGCUAUUUUUACUCCCGUGUCUAUAUCACCUCUCAUCACAGCAUCUAUUUCAAGGCUAUUUUUACUCCGUGUCUAUAUCAUUCGCCAUUGCAGCAUCUGUUUCAAGUACAAGGCUAUUUACUCCCCGUGUCUAUAUCACCUCUCAUCGCCGUUGCAGCAUCUACUUUCAGAGUACAAGGUUAUUUUACCCCGUGUCAAUAUCACCCUCUCCAUCGCCAUUGCAGCAUCUAUUUCAAGCACAAGGCUAUUUUACUCCUGUGUCUAUAUCACCUCUCCGUCGCCAUUUGCAGCAUCUAUUUCAAGUACAAGGCUAUUUUGCUCCCGUGUUCAUAUAUCACUCUCCCUCGCCAUUGCAGUAUCUAUUUCAAGUACAAGGCUAUUUUACUCCGUGUCUAUAUCGCCUCUCCGGUCGCCAUUGCAGCAUCUAUUUCAAGUACAAGGUUAUUUUACUCCCGUGUCUAUAUCACCUUCCGUCGCCAUUGCAGCAUUCAUUUCAAACGUGGGCAAUUUUACUCCCGUGUCUAUAUCACCUCUCCGUCGCCAUUGCAGCAUCUAUUUCCAAUACAAGGCUAUUUACUCCCGUGUCUAUAUCACCUCUCCAUCGCCAUUGCAGCAUCUAUUUCAAGUACAAAGGCUAUUUUACCCCGUUGUCUAUCACCUCUCCAUCGCCAUUGCGGCAUCUAUUUCAAGUACAAGGCUAUUUUGCCCCGUUGUCUAUAUUUCUUUCUCCAUCGCCAUUGCAGCAUCUAUUUCAAUUACAAGGCUAUUUUACUCCCGUGUCUAUAUCACCUCUCCAUCGCCAUUGCAGCAUCUGUUUCAAAAAUUACAAGGCUAUUUUACUCCCGUGUCUAUAUCACCUCUCCAUCGCCACUGCGGCAUCUAUUUUCUGGCUAUUUUACUCCCGUGUCUAUAUCACCUCUCCAUCGCCAUUGCGGCAUCUAUUUCAAGUACAAGGCUGUUUUUGCUCCCGUGUCUAUAUCACCUCUCCAUCGCCAUUGCAGCACCUAUUUCAGAGUACAAGGCUAUUUUAUUUCCCCUCGUGUCUAUUUCAAGUACCUUGUUUGCUCCCGUCUAUAUCACCUCUCCGUCUCAUUGCAGCAUCUAUUUCAACAGCAUUCGUGUCAAACGUAUUUUGCUCCAUCACCUCUCCAUCGCCAUUGCAGCAUCUAUUUCCGACAUCUAUUUCAAGUACAAGUCUAUUUUACUCCCGUGUCUAUAUCAACUUUCCCUCGCCAUAGCAGCAUUCGUUUCAAACGUGAGGCUAUUUUACUCCCGUGUCUAUAUCACCUCUCCAUCGCCAUUGCAGCAUCUAUUUCAAGUACAAGGCUAUUUUACUCCCGUGUCUAUAUCACCUCUCCAUCGCCAUUGCAGCAUCUAUUUCAAGUACAAGGCUAUUUUACUCCCGUGUCUAUAUCACCUCUCCAUCGCCAUUGCAGCAUCUAUUUCAAGUACAAGGCUGUUUUUGUCCCGUGUCUAUAUCACCUCUCCAUCGCCAUUGCACACCUAUUUCAGACCAUUCGUGUCAGCAUCUAUUUCUAUCCUCUCACGUCGCCAUUGCAGCAUCUAUUUUUACUCCGUGUCUAUCACCUCUCCAUCGCCAUUGCAGCAUCUAUUUCAAAUACAAGGCUAUUUUACUCCCGUGUCUAUAUCACCUCUCAUCGCCAUUGCAGCAUCUAUUUCAAGUACAAGGCUUUUUACUCCCGUGUCUAUCAAUUCUCUCCAUCGCCAUUGCAGAUCUAUUUCAAGUACAAGUCUAUUUUACUCCCGUGUCUAUAUCACCUCUCCAUCGCCAUUGCAGCAUCUAUUUCAAUUACAAGUCUAUUUUACUCCCGUGUCUAUAUCACCUCUCCAUCGCCAUUGCAGCAUCUAUUUCAAGUACAAGGCUAUUUUACUCCCGUGUCUAUAUCACCUCUCCAUCGCCAUUGCAGCGUAUUUCCAGAACAAGGCUAUUUUACUCCCGUGUCUAUAUCACCUCUCCAUCGCCAUUGCAGCAUCUGUUUCAGGAGCACAAGGCUAUUUUGCUCCCGUGUCUAUAUCACCUCUCCAUCGCCAUUGCGGCAUCUAUUUUCAGAGUACAAGGCUGUUUAAUUCCCGUGUCUAUAUCACCUCUCCAUCGCCAUUGCAGCAUCUAUUUCAGAGUAGGCUAAGGCUAUUUUCCAUGUAUUUGCCCUGUGUCCGUGUCUAUAUCACCUUCCAUCGCCAUUGCAGCAUCUAUUUCAAGUAUACAAGGCUAUUUUACUCCCGUGUCUAUCAUUUCCAUCGCCAUUGCCAUUGCAGCAUCUAUUUCAAGUACAAGGCUAUUUUUUGCCUGUGUCUAUAUCACCUCUCCAUCGCCAUUGCAGCAUCUAUUUCAAGUAAUAAGGCUAUUUUACUCCCGGUGUCUAUAUCACCUCUCCAUCGCCAUUGCAGCAUCUAUUUCAGUAUAAGCUAUUUUGCUCCCGUGUCUAUAUCACCUCCCAUUGCCAUCUGUUUCAGCACAAAGGCUAUUUUUUACCCGUGUCUAUAUCCUCUCCAUCGCCAUUGCAGCAUCUAUUUCAGGUACAAAGGCUAUUUUGCUCCCGUGUCUAUAUCACCUCUCCAUCGCCAUUGCAGCAUCUAUUUCAAGUACAAGGCUAUUUUAGGUCUAUAUCACCUUCCAUCAACCAUUCGCAGCAUCUAUUUCAACAUCUAUUUCAAGUACACGGCUAUUUUACUCCCGUGUUCAUAUCACCUCUCCAUCGCCAUUUUAGGCAUCUAUUUCAGAAUCUAUUUCAAGUACGGCUAUUUUACUCCCGUGUCUAUAUCACCUCUCCAUCGCCAUUGCAGCAUCUAUUUCAAGUACAAGGCUGUUGCUCCCCGUUCUAAUUCGUGUCUAUUUCAAGUACAAGGCCUUUUGCUCCCGUGUCUAUAUCCUUCGCCAUUGCAUCUAUUUCAAGUACAAGGCUAUUUUACUCCCGUGUCUAUAUCACUCUCCAUCGCCAUUGGGCAUCUAUUUCAACAUCUAUUUCCUGUGUUUACUCCCGUGUCUAUAUCACCUCUCCAUCGCCAUUGCAGCAUCUAUUUCAAGCACAAGGCUGUUUUGAUUCCGUGUCUAUAUCACCUCUCAUCGCCAUUGCAGCAUCUAUCAAGUAAUAUUAUUUUACUCCCGUGUCUAUCACCUUCCAUCGCCAUUGCAGCAUCUAUUUCAAGUACAAGGCUAUUUUUACCCCGUGUCUAUCACCUCCUCCAUCGCCAUUGCAGCAUCUAUUUCAAGUACAAGGCUAUUUUUUGCCGUGUCUAUAUCACCUCUCCAUCGCCAUUGCAGCAUCUAUUUCAACAUCUGUUUCCAGGUACAAGGUCUAUUUGCUCGCCAUUGUCUAUAUUUUACUCCCCGUGUCUAUCACCUCCAUCGCCAUUGCAGCAUCUAUUUCAAGUACAAGGCUGCUUUUUACCCCCUGCAAGUCUAUUUUCCAUCGCCAUUGCAGCAUCUAUUUCAAGUACAAGGCUAUUUUUAAUUCCGUCUAUAUUUCACCUCUCCAUCGCCAUUGCAGCAUCUGUUUUCCAAUUACAAGUCUAUUUUACUCCCGUGUCUAUAUCACCUCUCCAUCGCCAUUUGCAGCAUUAUUUCAAGUACAAUAUUUUUUGCUCCCUGUGUCUAUAUCAACUCUCCAUCGCCAUUGCAGCAUCUAUUUCAAAUUAUAAAGUCUUAUUUUACCCCGUGUCUAUAUCAACUUUCCGUUGCCAUUUCGGCAUUCGUUUUCAAACCAUUCGUUUCAAAGGAGGCAAUUUUCUCCCGUGUCAAACCCUUAAUCGCCUUUUCCUUUUUUCCGCUUUCUUUCAAAAAAUAUUUUCCCCCCGUGUCUUUCAUUUUCCUUGCCUUUUUCGGCUUUCUUUUAAA